Molecule: messenger RNA, 1521 nt
Organism: Photinus pyralis (common eastern firefly)
Lineage: Eukaryota; Metazoa; Arthropoda; Insecta; Coleoptera; Lampyridae
Gene: PIG-U
Product: phosphatidylinositol glycan anchor biosynthesis class U protein
Exons: 5
Coding region: 114-1394 (426 amino acids)
Biological process (GO): attachment of GPI anchor to protein; protein localization to cell surface
Cellular component (GO): membrane; GPI-anchor transamidase complex
Source: RefSeq, a predicted model, not a curated record
AGAGACACUUCCACAUUUUGUUUCCAUAACCUCAAUUUUUCGUUCAUAAUCUUCAAGUUAAAGUGUAUUCAUUUUUGAUAAAAUUUGUCUAAUGACCGAGUAACGUAACUAAAAUGGCUUCUUUAGUCAUUUACUUGUUAGGGGCAUUUGUGAGGGUCUGGUUAUGUACCUCCGAGUAUCGAAACGUGAUAGCAGAUCGGAUCGAAAUAUCUACACCUUUGAAUUCGUGGAAGCGCGUUACCGAAGGCUUGCAUUUACUUGAUCUUAAGAUUUAUCCUUAUACCGGUGAUACGUUACACGAACCACCUUUGCAUUUACUUGCUUAUAAUUUUGUAGUUAAGAGUUGUGGAGACUACUUAUACGUAAUAUUUGUGUGCUGCGAUUUAUUUACUAGUUAUUUAUUGUAUACGUGUGCCCGGAAGUAUAUGGAACAUUUGCGAGAGACUCAAAACAGAAAUAAAGACAAGUAUGCUAAAGAUGCUAUGAAUCUUUUGUUGACUGAGAAAGACUUUGCCAUUUCACCUCAAUAUGUCGCAGUUGCUUAUUUAUUUAAUCCAUAUACAGUAUUUAAUUGUGUUGGAUUUACCACUACAGUAUUUGGAAAUUUUUUUAUUGCCGCCUUUUUGGUGGGGUUGAGCUAUGGUAAUUUACUGUUUGCUACACUGCCACUGGCGAUUUGCAUAUCACAAAGUUUCUACCCAGUGCUAUUAAUUUCGCCACUUUUUCUUCAGUUGAUAAUGAAGAAGGAUUCAAAGAUAAAAGGUGCAAUAGCUGUUAUGUUAACAGUUGGCUUUUGGAUUGCGAUUACGUACUUAUCGUAUAAUCUGUAUGGCCGUUGGGAUUUUAUUGAGAACACCUAUGGAUUUAUCUUGACAGUACCUGAUUUACAUCCUAAUAUUGGAUUAUUUUGGUAUUUCUUUAUUGAGAUGUUUGAACAUUUUCGCCAUUUGUUUAUAUAUUCAUUUCAAAUUAAUGUCACAAUAUUGUAUUUAGUUCCCUUAUCAAUUCGUUUCCGUAAAGAUCCAAUGUUACUUGCUACAAGUUUAUUGUCGCUAACUGCAAUAUUUAAAUCUUAUCCGUGUCUAGGUGAUGUGGGAUUUGUUAUUUCCCUUUAUCCUUGUUGGAGGCACUUGUUCAACUAUGUUCAACAAGGGUUUCUAGUGAGCUGCUGUUUUUUCGUCACUACAAUUUUGGGACCUACAGUGUGGUACCUAUGGAUAUACUCGGGAUCGGCUAACGCUAACUUCUAUUUUGGCGUAACAUUAGCAUUCGCAACUGCUCAAAUAUUCUUAAUAACCGAUAUCUUGUUUUCGUACACUAAGCGGGAAUUCUCUCUAAAGUACGGCAGAAUCCGUAAAAUAAAUGCGAAGGUUGCGCAAUUAACCUUGGAGUAAUUCGUGUAAAGUAGAAUGUGUCUAUUAUUUGUGAUAUUCACGUAAUAAUUUAGGAUUAGCGUUUUGAUAUUGUUAUUAUAAGAUCUCUUAUCCUGACAAUAUAUUAAUUAAAGACCUUACAAAAUUA